Sinocyclocheilus rhinocerous is the source of this 2779-nucleotide messenger RNA. RefSeq names its product vitellogenin-like. NCBI's taxonomy places the organism in Eukaryota, Metazoa, Chordata, Actinopteri, Cypriniformes, Cyprinidae. The coding region runs from base 1 to 2634 and encodes 877 amino acids. Gene Ontology annotation, biological process: response to estradiol; lipid transport; cellular response to estrogen stimulus. Gene Ontology annotation, molecular function: lipid carrier activity. The transcript has 19 exons. The record is from RefSeq and is a predicted model, not a curated record.
AUGGGACUCAAGACCGAGAAAUACUCUACCUUUUCAGUUCCUGAGUUUGCCCUCGAUAAGACCUAUGUGUACAAGUAUGAGGCUCUACUCUUGGGCGGUCUUCCUCAUGAAGGUCUGGCCAGAGCGGGUAUAAAAGUCAGCAGCAAGGUUCUCCUCAGUGCCGUGACUGAGCACACCUUCCUGAUGAAGCUCAUGGAUCCUCUGCUCCAUGAGUAUGCUGGCAUUUGGCCCAAGGAUCCAUUUGUGCCUGCAACUAAGCUCACCUCAGCACUGGCUGCUCAGCUUCAGAUUCCCAUCAAGUUUGAGUACGCUAAUGGUGUGGUUGGAAAGGUAUUUGCCCCUGCAGGAGUCUCCCCUACAGUCAUGAACUUGCACAGAGGUAUCCUCAACAUCCUUCAGCUCAACCUCAAGAAGACCCAGAACAUCUAUGAGCUGCAAGAGGCUGGAGUUCAGGGAGUGUGCAGGACCCACUAUGUCAUCAAUGAGGAUCCAAAGGCCAACCACAUUAUUGUCACCAAGUCUAAGGAUCUGAGCCACUGCCAGGAGAGAAUCAUAAAGGACAUUGGCUUGGCAUACACUGAGAGGUGUGCUGAAUGCACAGAGAGGGUCAAGAGUCUGAUUGAAACUGCAACUUACAACUACAUCAUGAAACCAGCUGCCGCCGGAGUACUAAUCGCUGAGGCAACAGUUGAAGAAGUGCAUCAUUUUUCACCCUUAAAUGAGAUCCAUGGUGCGGCAAUGAUGGAAGCAAAACAAACUUUGGCUUUUGUUGAGAUUGAGAAGACCCCUGUUGUUCCAAUCAAAGCUGAUUACUUGGCCCGUGGAUCCCUGCAGUAUGAAUUUGCAACUGAGAUUCUUCAGACUCCCAUUCAACUCAUGAAGAUCAGUGAUGCCCCAGCCCAGAUUAUCGAGGUCCUAAAGCACCUUGUUGCAAACAAUGUGGACAUGGUCCAUGAAGACGCUCCACUUAAGUUUGUUCAGCUCAUCCAGCUUCUGCGUGUUGCCACCUUAGAAAACAUCGAGGCUAUCUGGGCUCAGUUCAAGGACAAACCAGUUUACAGGCGCUGGAUUCUGGAUGCUCUUCCUGCUGUUGGCACACCAGUCAUUGUAAAAUUAUUCAAGGAGAAGUUCCUGGGUGGCGAACUUACCAUUCCAGAGUUCAUUCAAGCUCUUGUGGUUGCUCUGCAAAUGGUCACUGCUGAUCUGGAAACCAUCCAAUUGACGGCUAGUUUGGCUUUGCAUGAGAAAAUCGCCACAAUCCCAGCUCUGCGUGAAGUCGUAAUGCUCGGAUAUGGUUCCAUGAUUGCCAAGCACUGUGUUGCAGUUCCCACUUGCCCUGCUGAGCUCCUCAGGCCCAUCCAUGAGAUUGCUGCAGAGGCAACUUCUAAGAAUAACAUUCCUGAAAUCACUUUGGCUCUUAAAGUUCUCGGCAAUGCUGGUCAUCCUGCUAGUCUUAAACCCAUCAUGAAGCUCCUACCUGGACUGAGAACUGCAGCUACUUCUCUGCCCCUUAGGAUACAGGUUGAUGCCAUCUUGGCCCUGAGGAACAUUGCCAAGAAAGAGCCCAAACUUGUUCAGCCAGUGGCCCUACAGCUUGUAUUGGACAGAGCUCUCCACCCAGAAGUGCGCAUGGUUGCUUGUAUUGUGUUGUUUGAGACCAAGCCAUCAGUGGCUCUCAUCUCCAGUCUUGCUGGUGCUUUGAAGCUUGAAACUAAUAUGCAUGUUGCGAGCUUCGCCUAUUCUCAUAUCAAGUCCUUGACCAGAAUCACUGCUCCUGAUAUGGCAGCUGUUGCUGGUGCAGCUAAUGUUGCCAUCAAGCUCAUGAGCCCCAAGCUGGACAGGCUUAGCUUCCGUUUCAGCAGAGCCCUUCAGCUGGACUUCUAUCAUAUGCAUUUUGCCUCUGUUAGCUCAAGCUCCUCCAUGUCCAGCUCUCGUAUGACUGAGACUGCCACCAUCAUGGAGCCUUUCAGGAAAUUCCACAAAGAUCGAUACAUGGCACCCCAUGGCGCCUCAAAGGCAGUUAGCAGUGGAAGCACUGCAUCUAGCUUUGAGAAAAUCCAGAAACAGGCCAAGUUCCUCGGAAAUGCUGUUCCACCUGUUUUUGCUGUGAUUGCCCGUGCUGUGAGAGUUGACCACAAACUGCUGGGCUACCAGCUUGCUGCUUACUUUGACAAGCCAAAUGCAAGAGUGCAGCUUGUCGUUUCCUCCAUUGCUGAAAAUGACAACCUGAAGAUCUGUGCUGACGGUGCCGUGUUGAGCAAGCACAAAGUCACCGCCAGGGUUGCUUGGGGUCCAGAGUGCCAACAGUAUGCAGUCAUUGCUAAAGCUGAGGCUGGUGUACUGGGCGAAUUCCCUGCUGCACGUCUAGAGGCCAAGUUCCUCGGAAAUGCUGUUCCACCUGUUUUUGCUGUGAUUGCCCGUGCUGUGAGAGUUGACCACAAACUGCUGGGCUACCAGCUUGCUGCUUACUUUGACAAGCCAAAUGCAAGAGUGCAGCUUGUCGUUUCCUCCAUUGCUGAAAAUGACAACCUGAAGAUCUGUGCUGACGUACAAGUCAAUCCAGACGGAACCCUUUCCAUUCAAAUCGAUGAGGACAUUCUCUCUUGGAUCCAAAAACAUAUCAAGGAAGAAUAAGACAUUACAUUUGACAUUUUCAGAAGAGAAUGGGAGCUGUGUUCAUGGGGAACUCCUUGACAGUUUAAUUGAAUACAUUAUCGCUGUUGUCAUGUACAGUAUGUAAUGUAAUGCAGUCUAAUGCUAAUAAAUAUUGUGAAAUUGA